AUGGGCGACAUUCGUCAGUCGUUGCUGCCUCGCGAUGUGCUGAGUGCAGCCAAGGAGCUGCUGUAUCAUCUGGACAUCUACAUCUGUAACCUGGUGCAGUCGGGAAGGCAGCCUCCUCAGGUCGACUCCAAAACCCAGGAGCUGGUGGAGGAGUUCAUUCUGCAUGCACCAAAGGACAGAAACACCCCAUCCAGGAGGAUGAGUGCUCUCCAGGAGCUCCAGCUGCUGGAGAUCAUGUGCAGCUGUUUCCAGGAACAGAGUCGCGACACUGUCCGUCAGCUUAUGUUCUCCGCCCUCUUUAGUCUCCAAGGCAACCAGGCAGACGAAAGUCGAAUGGCGCUGUUAGGCAAGCUGGUCUCCAUGGCAAUCGCUGUGGGCAGGGUUCCUAUCUUGGAAUGUGCUGCUAGCUGGUUACAGAGAACCCACCGUGUGUACUGUGUGCGCCUGGCUCAGGUGCUGGUAGACGACUACUGUAGUAUGGUGCCAGGCUCGGGGCCCACCCUGCAGAACAUCCACAGCGCCAGCCCACGCUUCUGCUGCCAGUUCAUCACUGCUGUCACCACCUUGUAUGACCUCACCACAGAGGAGCUCACCCCUCCUUUAGAACUCCUCCAGAUGAUUGUGUCAUGGAUCCAAGAUGACCCUCGUCUAGUCCUAAUCACCUUCCUAAACACGCCCCUCUCUGGCAACCAGCCAAUCAGCUCACUCGAUGUCACACCAUUAGGGGGGUUGGUGCGCUGGUGCAUCAAAGCCCCCCUGGCCUACAGUAGAGACAAGAAGCAGGCGUUAACCAAUGGCACCACUGAGAGUGAACCAGAGGUGGGGCCUCUGUUUUCUGCUCUCCAUCUGAGUGUCCUCCAGGUCCUCAUGCUUUUGCCGAACAUACUAAAUGAGAAGGGGCUUUAUGGUCGCCUGGCGCUGCUCCAGAUGGAGUCUCUGGCCGCACUGACCUCAGACCUCUCCAGGCUGUUGGACCAGGCCGACAAACACACGCAAACGUCAUCCGUGGACACACGUGCGCUGUCUCAGCUGGCCCUGGACCGGCUGGCACAGGCCCUGCAGGUGGCCAUGGCCAAUGGAGCCAUGCUCUGCUCGAGAGAGGACCUGAGGGCCAUCUGUUCCCGGCUGCCACACAACAAUUUGCUCCAGUUGGUGUUGUCAGGCCCAGUGAUGUACUACAACAACAUCCACACCCCUCCACUGGCCUUCAGCCCGCACGCAGCUCACUCCCCCAUCGCCUCGCACCCCACACACCCGACACACCCCACACACCCCACACACCCCACACACCCCACACACACACCCCUCGUCGCCACCCAUCCCUCCUCUCACCCUCAGUAUCCCGCUCAGCCUUUCAUGACGGGGAUGCCGUUCCCCUUCCGACCCAGCCACUAAAAGAAAUAAUGUCCCAUCUUGUGAAGCUGUGUGUUUAUGUAUGUAUGUAUGUGUGUGUGUGUAUGUCUGUUUGUUGCUGUACAUGAAUGUGUGUGUGAGUGAUGCAUUAUGUUGUUAAUGAGCAGAUGUGCUUCUGCUAAAAGUCUGAGAGGCUAACAUGUUUGUCCAAUAAAUAUUUUUUUACCUCAC
This is a messenger RNA of Sebastes umbrosus (honeycomb rockfish), 1584 nucleotides long. It is a transcript of the gene ints15, whose product is annotated as chromosome 12 C7orf26 homolog. Lineage: Eukaryota; Metazoa; Chordata; Actinopteri; Perciformes; Sebastidae. The transcript is spliced from 7 exons. The coding region runs from base 1 to 1395 and encodes 464 amino acids. The record is from RefSeq and is a predicted model, not a curated record.